Molecule: messenger RNA, 417 nt
Organism: Angiostrongylus costaricensis
Lineage: Eukaryota; Metazoa; Nematoda; Chromadorea; Rhabditida; Metastrongylidae
Source: the annotation of a GenBank genome assembly
AUGGAGAACUUGCACCGUCAUCUACGAAAAAUGUUUCAGAUUCAUCGCCAAGUUCCACAUUAUCCAGCUCGUAACGAGAAACACUCGUCCUACUGUAGCAUACGUGAAUAUCACGUCACCUGCGGACCUGAAAAACAUUGCGAUCUGAGCUGUGAUAAUAUGUACAGUCCGCCGCAUUGCUACCACGAUCCCAACAAUUCUAAAUGUUAUUUUCCUCGAUGCCUUUGCAAGGACGGAUUUGUUCGCAACGAGCAAGGCCACUGUAUUUGGGAACAUAUGUGUCCUAAUAGAUACAGUGAGCCAAGUCGAAAUUCAACUGGCAACGAUGGAAUUGUGAUGGAGUUUGUGCCGUUCAUACGAGGACGUCAUCAUUCACUGAAAGAUGGCUAUCAGCGUCGUCAUCGUCAUAGACAUUAA